Messenger RNA from Actinia tenebrosa (Australian red waratah sea anemone), 1952 nucleotides. Its product is annotated as bone morphogenetic protein 1 homolog. NCBI's taxonomy places the organism in Eukaryota, Metazoa, Cnidaria, Anthozoa, Actiniaria, Actiniidae. The record is from RefSeq and is a predicted model, not a curated record.
GUUCUAUUUUCAGUUAAAGUAACUAUAUAAUUGUUAAAUUUAUUGCUGGUAUUGUGGCAUUAUAUCAUUGGCAUUUUAUGUCGAGAUGUGGCUUCGUCGUCAAGAAUGUAAUAAAGUUUAUGGCAGUUGGUUGUUGACCACAACGGUACGAGGUCCUUAACAACACAGCUUGCAUGUUGUUGCUUCAAGCCACUUACAAAUUGCUUGUUUAAAUUAUUGUUACUGUUUUGUUCGGUGCUUAAUGAUGCAGAAUAAUGAGUCGAGUCACGCGACAACUAACAGAGCGUAAAACCAUAAAGCUCGCUAAUUGUUGGCGCUUAAGUCUUUAGUAUAAUUACACGUGUUGACGCUGAAAACACGAGAAAACGAGCAAGGCUGAACUGGAGCGCUGACCCAACACAGUGAAAUUGUGUACGAAGUAAGGGAAUCUUGUGGCUCAAAAGGGAAAACACGACAAUGAAGAUAUAUGUGCAUAUGGCGUAUUUGGUCAUUUUUUGUGUUGUGUGUUGCAGUGAAACUAUAGAAAUUUUCACGUUGCUCGGCGCUGGAAGAGCAUCAUGGUGUAAAAACGUAACUGAAUUAACAGAGUAUAGCGAUAUAUUUUCAUCUCCUUUACACGCCGAAUUCUAUCCAACAGACACAACAUGUGUCUGGAAGAUUACAGCACCACCAAGCCAUUUCAUCAAGUUAUCAUUCACGAAGUUUCAUCUUGAGAACUGUAAAAACUGUGACUGUGAUUACGUCACAGUUUACGAUGUCACGCAACACAAUGACAACGUGACACUAGGGAAAUUCUGUGGGAAGAACAAGCCGAGAUCAUUGUAUUCAAGUGGAAAACAACUUAUUGUUGUUUUUAAGUCUGAUCAUGGGGAUAGUGGGAGUGGAUUUUUAGCUGCUUAUACAUCUGUUCAAAAAGGACAUGUUUGUCAAGAAGAGCCCAAUGUUUUAACAAAAGGCGGAGUCAUCGUCAGUCCAGAUUACUCAUCUACCUACCCAUCAAACACUAAAUGUACCUGGCUUAUCAAAGCCGAACCAGGAUCGAGAAUUAAACUCAACUUUAUAUCUUUUCGAGUCGAGAACUGCUCUGCAGCGCCAGGGCGUUGUCAGUGCGACUUUGUCGAAGUGCGUGAUGGGAAUUCUAGUAGCUCGAAUCUAAUUGGUCGAUUCUGUGGCAGUAAUACUCCACCUAAGUUGUACUCAAGUGGGGGGUAUUUAUUGGUGAUGUUUAAAUCAGAUGGUCAAAUCAAUAAAAGAGGAUUCGUGGCUGAGUUUUCUACGGAAAAGCAAGGGAAAAACUCGUGUCCAGCAGAUUGGCGGUAUCCAUUUCAAUGCCCACAAGAUUACUGGAGCAGAGUAAAGAAUAUAACACAAGUAUGUUGCUAUGACAACCAAGCAAAUUGCUGUAAACCCGGUGGGAGCCAUUGCGCAGACUCGGGAGCAUCACAGAGAUCCUACUGUCCAAGACCGAGAGAUAAUGCGAAGCUGACACGAUGUUGUAUGGAGAAAGAAAAGCCUUCGUGCUGUUUAGGUGGAGCUAGUGUUUUACAAAUUAAUAGAUUUGAACUGGUAUCUGCGGUAUUUAUCAGCUUAAUAUUAAUAUUAGUUAUUAGAUGAUAUUACAUAUUUAUUAUUAAUUUUAUUAUAAUUAUAAACAUGAUGGACAGUUUUUAGAAAGGGCGUGGCAAGUGGGACUGGGAACACAGGGAACCCAAAAUUGAUUUUGUCUUCAUGACAGAAUUUGUUGUUUAAGCCACAGGGAGCCCAAUUUAGUUGAAAGUGAAUGGUGAAAAUAAAAUGGGAAGAAAUAAAUAAUUAGGAGUAUAUAUACAUAAGAGCGACAUUAGAUACCAUAGGCAAAUUAUAUAGUAAAAUAAGAGAUAACUAGCUAAAAACUAGUGUGAGCUGCGUCGGUGUUUUUAAUGAAACAGUAAUGAUAAAAAGGUAAAUUAUAC